UUACUCAGCUCCAGCCAGCGUUGACAACUCUGAUUUUCCUUUAAAUACACACAAAAAAAGAUCAACAGAUCUGCAGAAUUUUCAUUUUUCUUCUCUAUUAAACUAAUCUUCCAAAAGGGUAGUCGCUGAAAGCUUGGAGGUCCAAUGGCGAUUGGUAUGAAACAGAUGUCUAUGAUAAUAGCCACCCUUGGUGUUUUAUCCUUUAUAUUUGGAGUUAUCGCUGAAAACAAGAAGCCUGCAGCUGGGACUGCAAUAUCAGGAAAAGGCGUUGUUAUUUGUAAAUACAAGUCUGAUCCUACUGUUGCCUUGGGCUAUUUGUCUUUUGUUUUUCUUGCUGCAUCUUCUGUGGCCGGUUUUCUGUCUUUGUUUUAUCCAUAUCAAGGAAAGUCAGUUCCACAAGCUGCUUUGCUGAGAAACACUAGUUUUGUCGUGUUCUUAAAUAUUGCAUUGGGCACAACUGGUUUAGCAGCAACAUUGUUGUUGUGGCCUACAAUCACCGAGCAACUUCAUAUCACACGCAACAUUCAUCACAACUUGCAGACCGAUUGCCCAACUGCCAAGACCGGUCUUCUAGGUGGAGGUGCCUUCUUGUCUCUUGAUUCCGCGCUCUUCUGGUUGGUGGCUUUGAUGUUAGCUGAUAACGCUCGUGAGGAUUAUUUCCAAGAAACGAAUGUCAAGGGCGAGCCGAAAGCAAGUUAUGCAGAUGAUGAAAUUAUCAAGAGCAGUGCUUAAAGUUAUAUACACU
Molecule: messenger RNA, 745 nt
Organism: Solanum verrucosum
Lineage: Eukaryota; Viridiplantae; Streptophyta; Magnoliopsida; Solanales; Solanaceae
Exons: 4
Coding region: 145-732 (195 amino acids)
Source: RefSeq, a predicted model, not a curated record